Messenger RNA from Vitis riparia (riverbank grape), 1166 nucleotides. Its product is annotated as BURP domain protein RD22-like. The transcript is spliced from 3 exons. The coding region runs from base 70 to 987 and encodes 305 amino acids. Lineage: Eukaryota; Viridiplantae; Streptophyta; Magnoliopsida; Vitales; Vitaceae. The record is from RefSeq and is a predicted model, not a curated record.
AUAUAUAUCCAUCAAUUGAUUUCACUUCUUCAUACCAACGUACAGCUUAGCCUACGGUUCACAGCUUCUAUGGAGCUUCAUCUUCGUCCCAUUCUAACUUGCCUCUCUCUGCUGGUGGUUGUAAGCAAUGCUUCUCUACCUUCUGAGGUCUACUGGAAGUUGGCUUUGCCGUAUACUCCGAUGCCCAAAGCCGUGCGAGAUCUCUUGCAGCUGAACUCAAUGGAAGGUGGAAGUUCAAUCAAUGUGAGCAAGGUUGUACUAAAUGCCAUCCCAGAGAGUACCUAUAUCAAAUACCAAAACCCAUCGGCUGCUGACACCCCCACUGAAGACCAACCUCAAGACACCUCCAGAAAAGGUUACUUCUUGGAAAAAGACCUGCAUUCCACCACAAAAAUGAAGAUGCACUUCAGAAAAACUACAAAUGAAGCCACUUUCUUACCCCGUCAAGUGGCCGACUCCAUACCCUUUUCAUCUGACAAGUUCCCAGAAAUUCUAAACCGGUUUUCACUGAAACAAAAUUCCGAGGAAGCUGAAAUAAUGAAGGAAACGAUACAAGACUGUGAACAACCAGCCCUGGAAGGAGAUUCCAGGUUCUGUGCCACAUCCUUGGAAUCCCUAAUUGAUUUCAGCAUUUCAAAGCUUGGAAAAAACAUCAAACUAAUCUCAAAUGGAGUUGAAAUGGGAAGCCAGGAAUACGAACUAGGAGUGGGAGUGAAGGUGGUUGCAGACAAAUCAGUGGUGUGCCAUAAGCAGAAGUAUCCAUACGCUGUGUUUUACUGCCAUGCAAUCCAUAAGACGAGGGUUUACACACUUCCAUUUGUGGGAACCGAGGAUGGAACCAAAGCUGAGGUUGUGGCUUCUUGCCAUAUAGAUACGUCGGCUUGGAACCCGAAGCAUGCGGCCUUUCAAGUGCUGAAAGUUAAACCAGGAACUGUCCCUGUUUGCCACUUCCUUCCUCGUGAUGAUCUCAUCUGGGUUCCUAAAUAGCUAGAAAUCUGAAAGAAAAAAAAAAGCCUCAAGCCUAGUCGCAUAAGUCGAUCUUGUAUUUUCUAAUAUCCAUAUCUGAUGUGCUUUGAAUAAGUGCUGGUUAGAGGAAUGUAUGUAUGUCUAUGGGUACUAUUUGCAAUGUAUUUCAGGUUAUGCCAUGACCAUCUUCUUGGUUUUUA